Molecule: messenger RNA, 3524 nt
Organism: Pseudomassariella vexata
Lineage: Eukaryota; Fungi; Ascomycota; Sordariomycetes; Amphisphaeriales; Pseudomassariaceae
Product: fungal-specific transcription factor domain-containing protein
Exons: 3
Coding region: 184-3225 (1013 amino acids)
Biological process (GO): positive regulation of transcription by RNA polymerase II; DNA-templated transcription
Molecular function (GO): zinc ion binding; sequence-specific DNA binding; DNA-binding transcription factor activity, RNA polymerase II-specific
Source: RefSeq, a predicted model, not a curated record
GGAGAGGCGGCUGUUGGAGAAAGCCAGCCCCUGUGCCAGCCGAGCAAAGCCUCGUCAUAGUGCGCCCAGCUUUUGCGCAAUUGACUUUUGGAGGGCGCCUUAUCACAUAUAGCUCUACAGAGCUUCGGGCCGAACGUUGGGACGUUGGGACGUUUUUUUGUUUGACUACCAUACACACAUACCAUGGCGCCACAUUCGCCGCCGUCACCGCCGUCAGCCCAUUCCCAUACGUCCAAGCGGGCGCGGCAAUCAUCGCCCGACCGCGACUCGCCCGCCUCCGGGCCCCCGAACGCAACUUCCCCUGCGACCGAGCUGUCUCACGACGGCGCCGGCGGCGGACUAGGGUCGAACAAGGUGGGACAGAGUAGCAGCUUCCGCAACGUAAGCGCGUGCAAUCGCUGCCGGUUGAGGAAGAAUCGUUGCGACCAGAAGCUGCCGAGCUGCGCUAGCUGCGACAAGGCGAGGGUGGCUUGUGUGGGCUACGACCCGAUCACCAAGAGGGAGAUCCCGCGCAGCUAUGUCUUCUAUCUCGAAACGCGCGUCGAGCAGCUCGAGGCCUUGCUGCGCGCUAGCAACGUCCACUUUCCGCCUGCCGAUGACCUAGAGUACUGCUCACGGCCAGGCGCAGAAACAGGACUCGGUAAAUCGCCCGCAGAGGGCAGCAGCCAACCUGCCGUGCCCGAGGUGACGGGUCGUACGGGAGCUUCGCGGCCACAGAAUAACGGCGGCGGCGGCAGCAGCGAGCAGCCCAGACCGAGCAAGGCCGUGAAGCAUGGUGGUACGCCUGGAGGUCGAUACCUGGGAUCGACCAACGGCGUGUCCUUUGCCCGAGUUGUCUUCGCAGCCGUCCAGUCGUCGGUCAGCGACCAGCGUUCCAAUUCAGACAGGGCCGGAGUACGCCCUUAUAAGCCGAUCGCCGGCACCGGCGCAGCCGCCUCGGGCACGUCCAUGCGGGAUUCCUUUUUUGGCUUGCACACACGCCCGACUAUCAGCCCGGCCGAGUUCCCCCACAAGGAGCUGGCCAUGAAGCUGGUAACUUUGUACUUUGAACAUGCCAACCCUCAGAUACCUGUGCUACAUCGUGGCGACUUUAUGCAAAUGUUCGACCAGGCAUAUGCCUCCGAAGGGAGGAUACGUGGGCCCAAGGAGCUCUACAUGCUAAAUAUGGUAUUUGCCAUUGGGGGCGGUAUCAUCAUGGAUGGGUCAUCCAAGUCAGGCGAGGGUGAGACAAAGUCAAGACAGGCCCAACCGGAGGAAUACCACGCGAGUGCCAUUGUCCAUCUCGAGGCCUGUCUCAGCAAUAGCGGGGGUGGCUUGGAAGAGCUCCAGGCCGUUCUUUUGCUCUCCAACUUUGCCUUGCUUCGUCCCGUUGCUCCGGGGCUCUGGUACAUUGUUGGUGUCGCAGUUCGGCUUGCCGUCGAUCUGGGGCUUCACUAUGAAGACGGAAAAGAAUUCGCGUCUAACCUUUCCGAUGAGCACCAUUCGAGAGAAAGGGGCAGGCGUGAAUACAUCAGGGACAUGCGACGGCGGCUUUGGUGGUGCACCUAUUCGUUCGACAGGCUUGUCAGCACAUGCGUCGGCAGGCCGUUUGGUGUUUCUGAUCAGGUCAUUACUACGGAGUUCCCUUCCUUGUUGGAAGACAAAUACAUCACCCACAGCGGUUUUCUGCAACGCGCGUCUGCUGGCGAGCCCACCUACAAGAUUGUGGCCCAUCAUUACUUCCGGCUACGCCUGCUGCAAUCCGAAAUCCUUCAGGUGUUGCAAUACCAGCAAGCACAGAUUGCGAGGGUCGGCGGCCAGAACCAGCAGAACAUCUAUAUGCACAAGCAUUUACCAUCGCCUUUCCUGAAUCAGUUUCACACCUUCAGGUCGUGGCGCAUGGACAUCGACAAGCGACUAUACGAAUGGAAGAACUCGGCACCGCAGAAGCCACAAUCCGGCGUUGCAUUCUCCAUUGAGUUUCUGGAACUCAACUACUGGCAGGCCAUCAUUAUGCUGUAUAGACAGAGUCUGAGUGUGCCGGCCAUGUUUGAAGGAGAAUACCAUACCUCGAAGGAAGUCAACAGCCCUUCUCUAUACCCGGCUGAGGAUAAGGACGACGAGGAAAGGGUGUAUGUCAAGGUGGCUGAAGCUGGCCAGAAAAUCAUUCGGCUGUACAGGCAGCUGCACCUGGCUGGACUCGUCAACUACACCUACUUGGCCACACACCACUUGUUCAUGGCGGGUGUUUCGUAUCUCUACGCCAUCUGGCACUCGCCUAUAGUGCGAAGUAGACUCGUAAGUUACCCUCUGCCUGUGAAUGGGUUCGGUCCGUGGAAACUGACAUUUAAGCAGUGCAUGGACGAAGUUGACUUCACCAUCUUGGCGGCUACAUCGGUAUUCUCUGAUCUCAUCGACAAAUGUCCUCCGGCAGAGGCUUGUCGUGAUGCUUUCGACCGUACCGCCAAGGCCACCGUCAAGAUGGUCAACUCGACAGGCGGAUUCGGCCAAGCGCCGGUCCGUAGCAAGCAUGGAUCGAGAAGUAGCCACGACCGGUCUGAUUACAUUUCAGCACGAGAGGCGACGGCAAAUCGAACUAGACAACACCACCAACAACGAUCUAUGGAUCAAAACCUCUCCCGGUCAGCCGGCCCGUAUGACAUGUCUGGAUCAUCAGAUGGCUAUGCCUCAGCGUCCCAGCUCACUCCUCUCCAAACGGCCCAGUUCCGACUCGCCAUGCCCAAUAAUGUGAAGACGGAACACGACGGCUACUCCAUGCUCAGGGGCAUGACGGCGAGCAGCUCCGAAGGAGGUAUGACGCCAGACAAUUCAGCCAUCGACCCAUCUCUCCUGCCGUCUCCAGGCAGCGCGCAGAUCCAGUCCCCCGUCUCCGUGGCGAGUAUGACGCCCCUCUCUGCCAACGCACCCCAGCUCCCCCAACCGGGUUCGGCCGCAAAUAUCAGCUAUCUGCGCUCCCCGUCGUCCAAUUUCACCCCUGCCCCGUCCCAGAGCCUGAAUUACACGGACCUUCAGGGCAUAGAUUUUCUGCAGGGCUUGCAGCAAGGUUCCUCCACUGGCCUGGACAGUGAGCAGGGUGGCGCCGAUUCUCAGAUGGACCUGGGCUUUGGUUUAGGGUGGGAAGGUAUGCACCAUGACUUUAGCGAUGGGCAGCAGCUCGACUUGUUCGACGGGUUUUUCUUUGGGGGACAGCAGGGUGGAAACAGUGGCGGUAUGGGCGGUUUGUAGGGCGACUGUCCCGCAUUACACGAUUUGCCGGUGGCUUAGCUGCUAUCAUUUCGAAGAUGAUAGUCGUGGGAAAUCUCACAGGUACAGACACAUAUUGUCGUAACGUAUCGUGCGUAGUGGCUUGGUUGGAGAGGAGACUUGGGCUGGGGGAAAGCAAGUCAACUGUUUUGGUUUGUACAGUAUAUACCCCCUAUUUGUCGAUGAUUAUGUAUUUGACUCAAGACUGGGAGACUACUACAAAAAGGAAUCAAUGGAAGUAGCGGGUUUCACGUUCGAUAACGCUAAACUGCUAUUGCGAG